Molecule: messenger RNA, 1480 nt
Organism: Sinocyclocheilus rhinocerous
Lineage: Eukaryota; Metazoa; Chordata; Actinopteri; Cypriniformes; Cyprinidae
Gene: nudcd2
Product: NudC domain containing 2
Exons: 4
Coding region: 170-643 (157 amino acids)
Biological process (GO): protein folding
Cellular component (GO): cytoplasm
Source: RefSeq, a predicted model, not a curated record
ACUAGAUGGCGCGCUCGAUCCGUCAACAGCACGGCAUUCGCCGCAGAAGAAGACAUAAUGCAUGAGCAAUACAUCUGGAGUGACAGUAAUAAUAGCUGUUAUUGAAUCUGAUGUGAGUUUGUAGGGUGUCUUGCAGCCGUUUUCAUGAGAGGCCACUGAGGAGAGCAGUAUGUCGGUGCAUUUUGAGGAGAGGAGCGGCGUGAUCCCGUGUCAAACAGCGUGGGGCUCGUGGUACCAGACUAUGGAAGAGGUUUUCAUCGAAGUCAAUGUUCCUCCCGGAACUUCAGCCAAAGAGAUCAAGUGCAGCAUCCGGAGCAAACACAUCGAGCUGCGCGUGAAAGACCAGCAGAUCUUCAAGGGGAAGCUGUUUGGACCCACAGUCGGCGAUGAAGCGACGUGGACGUUAGAGGACAGAAAGUUGAUCCGGAUCGUCCUGAUGAAGUCGAACCGGGAGGCUGGGAACUGCUGGCGGUCUCUGCUGGAGGGCGAGUACGCGGCGGAUGCGUGGGUUCAGGAUCAGAUGCAGAGGAAGCUGACGCUCGAGAGGUUUCAGAGAGAGAACCCUGGAUUUGACUUCAGCGGAGCAGAGAUCUCUGGGAACUUUCACGGCGGCGGACCAGAUUUCUCCAGCUUGCAAAAAUAAGAGGACUACUUUCAUUCCUGUACUUGAUGUAGUCUUACUAAAUGGCACCAGUUUUUUUUAUUUGUUCCUGGAGAAUAUAAUCUGUGUUCCUUCCUCUGGAGACACACAUAGGAAGCACAUCACAGCGAGUCUGGCUGCUGCUAUAAAGCCAUAAUAUAUAUCACAAGCAGCCUUUGUGUCCGUCGAGUCUUUAAGGUGGUUUUAAUUUACAAAUACCACGUUUUUUUGUAAUCGCCACCACAGUGGUUUUGCUCAGCUUAUCCUCCGAAUUUCAAAUAAUCAUACAAUUCAAGGAUUUGGAUUAAAUGCCUCAAACAUUACAAACGAGCACGAGUGUUUUACAUCUCAAUAUGUUUUUAUUGAAAGGUUCAACUACAUCAUUUUGAAGCACGCUGCUCUCAACUUCUAUAUCGCAACCAAAACAGAGAGAGUCUCAAAUUAAAUUCAAUCCGCUUUAUUUGUACCACUCGUUGUUUGUGUUAGAGUUAAGUAUGAAACAAAUGGUCACGGUUACAUAAGACUGUAGUAAUAACCAAAUGUAAAAUGAGCGUCAGGGCUGGUCACUUAGUAAGUAGUUAGGCAUAUUAAAGCCUGCGUUUCCAUAGCCAUCCAGAUCUCUUAAGCAGAACGGCAUAAUAAAAUAAAAUAAAAACAAAAACAUCUCGUUUCAUCGCCUUGGGUAGGAGUGUGCAUUACGACAGCUGACAGCCUAGGGUGGGAGUGAAGGGUUUUGGGCCUGAUCUCUUGGUUCUGUUGUGGUCUUGAAUCUCAAAACCCUUCUCCCUCCUCUUCCACACGGUGGACUGAGGACCUAGGCGGUUCUAUACUUCAUUGCUU